CGGCUCCGCGGACCCCACGCGGGGGCCGGGCCGCCCCCGAAUACAGGCACCCGGGCCAUGCCACCGCCGUCCCCGGGUUCGUGGCUUGUGCUGUCGCUCUACUGCCUCGCAGCCGCGGCGACCCCCCCAGUUUCUUUUUCCCAGCUGGCUGCUCCUCGGAACCCAAAUAUCCGCCUGUACAACGCUGAGCAGGUUCUCAGCUGGGAACCUUCUUCCUCAGGCAACAACACAGGACCAGUGCUCUACCGGGUGCAGUAUAAAUAUACUAGUAGUGACUGGAAUGACGUCAAGCCCAAACUGGGGAACUGCACACAGCUUACAGUGACAGAGUGCAAGUUCACCACAGCCAACCUCUCUGAGGGCUUCCCCAAGCACUUCAAUGUCUCCUUGCGUGUGCGCGCCGAGCUGGGACAACAUGAAUCUGCCUGGGCAACCGUGCCGUGGUUUCAGCACUUUCGAAAUGUUACCAUCGGGCCUCCAGAAAACAUUGUGGUGACCCCAGGAGAAGGCUCCCUCAUCAUCACAUUCUCUGCCCCCUUUGACACCGGCAACCCCACGGAGGUCCCUUUAUUCUAUUAUGUCCAUUACUGGGCAAAAGGUGGAACUGAACAGGUUAAAGGCCCUGUCACAAGCACCUCCGUUUUGCUGAAUAACUUGAAGCCAUUACGAGUGUACUGUUUACGAGUCCGGGCACAACUGUCUUGGAAUAUUCAAAACAUUGUGAAUGUCGGACAUUUCAGCAACACAUUCUGCUCUGAAACAACAGCAGAUGCCUCCAUCAGGCUGCAGCAGAUCGUCCUGAUCUCAGUGGGAACUUUUGCGCUGCUGCUGGUACUGACCGGGGGCUGUAUCUUCCUGGUCCUGAAAUACCAAGGGCUCAUCAAGUAUUGGUUUCACACUCCACCAAGGAUCCCAUCACAAAUAGAAGAGUACUUAAAGAACCCUGCAGAGCCCAUCCUAGAGGUCUUGGACAAGGACGGUUCGCCCAACGAUGAGGCCUGGGACACUGUGUCCAUCAUUUCCUCUCCAGAAAAGGAGGGAGAAGACUUUGACCCAACGCACUGGUCCAGCCGGGGGACCUCAGAGGACGACACUGAGCAGGAAAGCCGAUGACAUCUGGCCCAACUUCACACAGACCACUUCCAACUCCAGCCUCAGAAGGCUGCCUUGCCAAGCGCCCUCACAGGAGACAGUUUGGGACUUUUUCUAAGGAUUUUCUGAAUCGCCAGGCACGGUGGCACACACCUGUGAUCCCAGAACUUGGGAGGCUGAGGCAGGAAGAUCACUGCAAGUUUGAGGCCAGCUUAGACUAUAUGGCAAGACCUGUCUAAAAAAGCAAUUUUCUGAAUCAUACAAGUUUCUAGGAUGAUUGUUCAGAAAUAUCUCAGAAAAACUGAGGUUUCUUUUAAACACUAAAAGGCAUGAAAUGUCUUGUCUGCAGCAUGACUACAGCACCACUGUGGUGACCUGCCCUGUUGGCUGGUCCAGGCUAUCAGGAGAUUAGUUGUUCUUCUGAAAUGACAAUGGAGUUGUCUCAGUCUGUCCCAGCUGGUCCCAAGCAGGGAUUAUAGGUAUCAUCCAGUUAAAUGUGACUUACCCUGGGGUGAAAUGCAGCUCUAGCCUAGCCUGCACAAGGCACACACACACACACACACACACACACACACACACACACACACACACACAGAUUUUUCUGAUAAUUUAAGUUUUUUAAAAAGCUAAAAAUAAAAGUGGGUAUAGGCAACUUUUUAAAAAAUCUACAUGCAGUCUUUUUGCUCUACUUUGCCUUCUUUGUUUUGCAUAUUCUCUGCUAAGUUUUAGCUUCUUAAACUUCCUCUUUGUGCAAACUUUUGUUUUCUUAAGUAACACCCAGGAGGGCUUCAGGGGCUCCAGGGAACUCAGCAAGAACACUGUGUGUGGUGUGAUUCCUUGAAGAGUGAUGCAGGGCUCUCAGAAGUGGCUCUCACCCUGGGCUUAUGGGGUGAUUCGCACUGUGUUGCACAGAAUGAGCUGAUCCGUGGUAGAGUCCUGACAGUGCUGGUGUUGGGGGCUCUUUCGUUCAAACAACACAUUCUUGGGCCGGGCAAACAGCCAGGGGUUCGAUCCUGGGCUUGCCAUGCCAAUCCUGCCCCACCAUGGCACGCU
Octodon degus (degu) is the source of this 2145-nucleotide messenger RNA. It is a transcript of the gene Ifngr2, whose product is annotated as interferon gamma receptor 2. Bases 58 to 1113 code for a protein of 351 amino acids. NCBI's taxonomy places the organism in Eukaryota, Metazoa, Chordata, Mammalia, Rodentia, Octodontidae. The transcript has 7 exons. The record is from RefSeq and is a predicted model, not a curated record. Gene Ontology annotation, molecular function: protein binding.